Babesia ovata is the source of this 606-nucleotide messenger RNA. RefSeq lists its product as uncharacterized. The record is from RefSeq and is a predicted model, not a curated record. The coding region runs from base 1 to 606 and encodes 201 amino acids. The transcript has a single exon. NCBI's taxonomy places the organism in Eukaryota, Apicomplexa, Aconoidasida, Piroplasmida, Babesiidae.
AUGCUUGACACGUACUACCGUGUCUCUCACCAUUUCAUUCCUGAGAAACCAAGAGCCCCGAGUAACAUCUAUCUCAUGCUCCAAUGGACCGCCGGCCUUAAGUACAACCACAUGUAUGGUGAAGUCAAGAACCAGCUUGGCAAUGUGCUUAAGGGCCUACAAAAAGAGCAUAACUUAGAAGACGCUGAAUUGCCAGUCGCCGUGCAAUCCGAUAUGCAACGCGUGAUUCAAUCACCUAUAAACUCUGACCAAUUAACUAAAGCACUUGAAAGUGUCUGCCACUACGCCGAACAAACAUUAGUCGCCGUGCUCGGCCACGGCCACGCCGACGGUGUGUAUGCCUCUGAUCACCUCACUAACUCAAGUAAUUUGUUGUAUCCUGGUAGCGGUGGUGCGUGCUUUGACAUGUUAGUAGAUGUGUUAUUUAGACUGUAUAAGCAACUGUGGUUCCUACGUAGGCAGUGCCUCGGUGGCAAAAGUCACAGCGGGUGGAAAGACUGCUCAUACGGCAGGCACGUGGCUGGCUCAGGUUGGCAGUGCAACAAUGAACAGUGUGCUGACCUAGACUGUCCCCAAAAGCCUAACCAAAGGGAACCAAAACACUAA